Molecule: messenger RNA, 4270 nt
Organism: Thrips palmi
Lineage: Eukaryota; Metazoa; Arthropoda; Insecta; Thysanoptera; Thripidae
Exons: 18
Coding region: 244-3486 (1080 amino acids)
Molecular function (GO): protein binding; DNA binding
Source: RefSeq, a predicted model, not a curated record
CGGCCAGUCGGAUGCCGUGAGGUAGCGGCGUUGUUUGUAUCGUCAAGUUUAUUAUUGUUCUUCUUGCUUUCAAGUGGUCGGCUUCGGUGCAACAAACGAUUAACAAGCUUGUUUCGGUGUUUUACUGCAUGAAAGAAGUGCACAACCUUUGAAAGGAAAAUGCAAUAUUGUCACAGCUGACUUGGCAUUAAUAAGCUGUGAAUGAUUUAAACUCCACUAUCUUAUUAGUACGUAUUGACUGCAAUGACUACGCUCACUCGUAAAGGCCGCAAAGGCAAGCUUGGUGCAACUCGCAAUAGCCUCACCGAAGAUACUCCCGAGCUUGUGAAUGGAGCCUCAGUCGUGAAGGAUGUGUUGGAGCGCACAGACGAAUUGUCAAAAGAUGACAUUGAAGAUAAAGUACCAACAGACCAUGAUGAGAGGAAAAAACCAAAUGACGACGAUGCAUCUGAUAAGGGAAACAGUGCAACUCCUUCUGAUUUUCAUGGAUUCGAUGAAACACCUGAUCCUAAUGGAGCCUCUGUAGUUAACAAGCUUGUUGGCAAAUAUGAAGCAGAUCUGGAGAACAAGGAUUCUUCCUCAAUGAAAGAGAGCAAUGAAGUUGCAGGAGAAUCCCAAGAUGGUCACAAAGUACUCGGUCAAGAUAUUUACACGGACAGUGAAGAUGAAUCUCCUAAACAAACCAAAGGAACUAAGCAAGUCAAAGCGUCAUCCAAAAAAAGGCCUUUGGAGAAACUGGCUGAGGAGUUCAAUGACGAUGAAAAGCCAGCUGCAUCACCUCCUUCCAAGCGUGCAAGGAAAAAGUCUGUUAAAGCGCGAGAAGCUGCUGGAGACAGCAUGGACAACAUGAAACUUUUGAGUGAAGUUUCUUCUGAAGUUACUAGUUCUGAAGAUAUUCCACGCAAAACCAAAGGAGUUAAAGAAGAGGUUCAUCCAGAAGUUACAAGUUCAGCUGGUGCCAAGAAAUCUCAAGAGAAUAAGGACACCUCUGCUCGCAGAGGAAGGAAUACUGCGGCUCGGGAUGCUACCGAUCCCAUUUACCUCAAACCUUUUGAAUUGGGUUGGAAGCGGGAACUUGUUUACCGAGGUACUGGCCCCAGAGGAAGUAAUGAUGGGAAGAGGUCAGGCGAUAUCUAUUAUUACACCCCUGAAGGAAAGAAAGUCCGAUCAAGAGUGGAGAUCUUGGAACAUUUGAAGGGCACAGAUUUGAAAGUGGAUCAUUUCUGUUUUAUGAAAGACCCAAUUGGCAUUAAUGACCCUACCAAAGAAAUCAUCCGAGAAGCAUCUGUUCGAAAAUCUAGUGUGCAUGAGGCAGCCCCCUUGAAACGUGAGAAAUCACCUAAAAUUCCCAAACAGAAGGCACUGAAGGGAGCCAAUGCAGCAGACUCUCCAGCCCAUUCAGAAGACGCAUCUAAUGCAUCAGCUGCCGGAUCAAAUGGUCCAAAUACUAGCCCAUCAAGUACUCCGUCAACCAAAGCAGUAACACCAAGAGUUGUUCUCAAGUCCUCCAGCAAGGCAAGCCCCAAGCCAGGUCCCAAAGUUAAAUUAACUCCUUCCCGAAAAUCUACUGGAGAUUCACCGCCAACCAAAGGGAAAGUUGGAAGGCCAAAGAAAGAUGCUAACAAGACUGCUGAAACAGUGGCUGAGACUGGCACACUGCCCCCUACUUGGGAUCCAAGUGAUGACGCGCCGGCUGAGACCCCUGCAAACUCUACCUCAGCCCCGUGGAAAGCUAACUCCGUGCCGCGCCCGCCCGCGCCGCCCAUGGCCGGUCCCACUCCGACCGAACCGCCAGCCCCGCCCCAGACUGUUGCCACCAUCGGUGGCCAGAAGUUCAUUGUGGUGCCGAAGCACAACCUGCUGUCCGUGUCCCCCGGAGCAGCUCGCUCCAUUAGUCCAUCGACGGCACCGUCAGGGGUCUAUUAUGUACCCGGCUCCGGUGGUGGUUCUGAGGCCUCUAUGCCUAAACGUGCAAAGAUUGCCGAUAUUGCAGAUGCCACUGUAGAAAGCUCUACUACUGCAUCUCAAAGUAACAUUCGAAGCAUGGAAAACUUCAUUAGUGAUCUCUCCAAUGGCUAUGGAGCUCUGUUCCAUGUCAUGGGUUACCUGAAAGUACAAGAACUUCUGCGAGCAUCAAGAGUGUGCCGCAUGUGGAGAGAUUUGUCCUUACAUCCUAAUCUGUGGCACACUGUACGAAUGAAAAACUCACAAGUUACUGACUGGGAUGGUUUUGCUGCUGCACUGAGUGCUAGAGGCACUCGUGUUCUUGAUUUGCGCAAAAUGCUUGCCCCUGGUCAUCAGGAUGAUAUUGAACAUAUGUGGUCAGAGUUCUGUCGUGUUAUAGAAAAGGCAGACAAUUUACAGCGUGUUGAGCUGUCUCGAUGCCCUGCCAGUGUUGUUGAACAAUUGGCCAAAAGCUGUCCCCAGUUAAGAGUGAUAAAUGCUAUAGCUAUCAGGAGUGAAGAAGUGGAUUUAGAAUCUAUUCGAAAUGUUCCAUUGCUUGAGGAACUACGGCUGAAGAGUCACAAUGGAAUGAGUAUAACUGGAACUUUAAAUCCCCUUAUUUACUGCCGGCUGAAACAUUUGUCAAUAACUUCAGUGAAAAAUCUUGGUUCUUGCAACAUUGAGAUUAUCAGUGAAUUGGAGAAUCUGGAAUCACUGGAACUAGGAGACUGCAUUAAACUAAGUGAUGACUUUGGUCCUGAUCACUUGUCAAAGUUGAAGAAACUUCAACGUCUACGCUUGGAAAAAGGGCAGGUUCCUGGUUGCCCUGUAAUUCCCAUAAUCGAGAGCAUUGCUCAACUCCCUGCUUUGAGGCAAUUGGAGAUUAUAAACUUUGACAUGAAACCAGGCUUUGACAAAGCUCUUGCUAUGUGCAAACAAGUGCGGAGGCUACUUAUCAUCCCAACCUAUAUAACCACAUCUGCAACGACAAAUCACAUUGUGCUGUGCAGCUUACCAUUGCUCGCUGACACUUUGGAGUACCUUGUGUGGGGUCUUACUUUAGAAUUGACAAGAGUUACUGAUCUCUUCAUUGAUCAAUGUGAGGCCCGUAAAGGUGCUCAAGGAUCAAACAAGAGUAACCCGUUCACUGGGGAGUGCAUCCCUAUUGUGAAACCCGUUCUGAAUGAUGAAAAGGAAACCAAACCAGAACAAAAUGGAGAGUCAUCAGAAAACAAGGAACCAGUUGAAAAGAUGGACGUCGAUGAUGAGAAGACAGAUAAGGAAGCAGUGAAGGAAGAUGAGCAGGCAGCUAAGGACAAAGAAGACGAGGAAGAUGAAGUGGAAUACCUGGCUCGUGGUUUCCGCACACUUUCUUCUCAGAAUCAACCUGAGCAAAGUACUAUCCCUCCUGUUAGUAUUCUCCCAAUUCCAAAACUGCACAAACUGUUAGUGCAAUUGCUCCCAACAACACGAAUUAAAAUCCUUAAAGUGCCUUUCCUCUCAACUUGGAGGCAGACCUUCCCUGAAUUGUCAGGCUUUUAAUGGAUCAUUGUCUUUUUCAUCAUCUGUACAUAUUCAAGUGUUCUUCAGUGCAUGAAGUUGCAUCAUAAUUCCCUAUAUUUAUGAAUUUCCCAAAUGAUCAGUUUUAUCCCAGUUCUGUAGAUUAUUCAUACUACUUAGUACCUGUGUGGUAUAUAUUCAAAAAUUGUGGACUUUCAGUAGGGGAAGGAACAAACAUCGCCCAUUUACUGAGUGUGAUUUGAUGAAUAUAUAAACUUUGUAGAAAAGUGUAACAACCACAAAUUGGAAAUAUGAAUGAGUGUGAGCAUAAAUGAGUAUUUCUUGUAUAUUUUCAUUGUGUUAGAAAUUCUAUUUGAUUUUGUUUAUUUACGGAGAUAAAUAUCAAUACUUUUUCUACAAUUCGUUUUAUACCAAUGUACAGUCCGCCUUUCAUGUGUGAGUUGGCUCUAAUGGUGCCUACACAUAUGUGUGUACUUCUACCACAAUAAAAUCUCCAAGUCUUUAAUUACUUAAUGUGAAUUUCUUGCACAAUGGUCACGUUCCAAAAUAAGUGUGAGUAUGUGCUGACAAAGUUUACUUUUUUUUUAAUGCUUUUGACCUUAGAAUUUAUCAGUUUAAUGCAUUGAAAUGUUGUAUUAGUUUGUGAUGUUCAAUGCGAGCAUGAAAUGUGUUGUUACAUUGUUCGCAUCAGGCAUGGCAGUGCAACACUGUAGAAAAUCAUAGCCUGGAACGUUACCUUUUAAAAACUCUUUUAAUUAUACAAAUCUUGUACAGACAGCAAAAUAAAGUUAUUUUUAAAUUUUCA